UAUAGCUCACGCCGACCGACUCUCCCCUCCCUCCGCCGAUCUCAGCCAUUCCCCUCCUUCGAGCGACCCCAAAUCGCGUUCCUCCGCCGCAUCUCCUUCCCCUCCUCCCCCUCUCCGUUGGCCUCCUCUCUGUGGAUAUCUCCCGCCUCCUCCGCCGCAGAUAAGCCCAAAUCCCCUUCCUCCUCCUCCUCAAUGCCCCCUUCAAAGCCCUCUCCCUCUCCCCCGCCGCCGCCCCAGACGCCCACUGCCUCUUCUCCCUCUUUCUUUCUCCCGAUUCUUCACUCUGUAAUAAUUAUUAAAUUAAGAAAGGAAUUAAAUUAAAAGAAGGAAUGGAGAAGGGGGAAAGAAAUGGGGCUCCCGAACCGACUCCACGACGCCUCCAGCGACUCCAUCCCGAUCCUUCUCGUCGUGGCGGCCGCCGGGUGGGUCUCCUACCUCCGCUCCCUCCUCCUCUGCCUCCUCCACUCCCUCGGCCUCCAACGCCUCCACCCCUCCUCCGCCGCGGCCGACGAUCCCCUCUUCUCCGCUGCCGGGUCCGGCCUCGCCGGACUCGUCGUCGUGGCCUCCUCCGGACGCCCCUUCGCCUACGAGGCCUUGCCGUCGGCGGCCGCGGAGGGGGAACGAGAUGAGCCGGGCUACGUGGUGUGCCUCUUCGAGCUCGCCGACGGCGACCGGCUUCGGCGGCUGGAUUUGAGUAACAGGUUCAUGAAGGCACUGCACCUCUUUAAAGUGAUGCAACUGGAGAAGAGUGCAAAGCCCAUUGGGUUGGUGGAUGAAGGGUGCAGGGUUGUUGGAAGAGGCAGAAGGGAUCGUCAGAAGCAUGACAAUGAAGCCAGAUGUGAUGCAGAAGACAUUAGAGAAUUUCAAGAACAUUAUCCUAUUAUCUUCGCCACAGGUUUAAGACUUGGAGGAUGGAUACUUGCCGAUGAAACUGGGACAGAGUUAGUAUUGAAAGAGAGACCUGGAUUUUGACUUCAAUCCAUUUACAGAAAAUAGAAUUUUCUUCAGCCAUCUUGCUUUCUCUUAGUGCUGGUUAUUUUAUCCUCCCUUCUUGAUCUGGCCAUAGCUGUGGACAUGUUGUACUCCUAAUGUUUAUAGUCAUCAUCUGACCAAAGAUAUUUAUAUACUACAAACAAGAGAAGUUCAUGGUUCUGUUGGUUCUUCUGGUGGUCCUGAUGUGGUGCUGACGGUCCUACUAUAGUUCUCAAAAAGUAAUUGAUCCUUAGGUCUACCUAAACCAUCUUUUUAGCUUUAUAAUUAGCAUCUAAUUUUGCAAUUAUCAUCUGACACAGGACAUUUGUACUAAUGCACUAUAAAGUAAUGUAUGAGAGAACUCUCAUGUAGCAAUGAGUUGUUGAUGCUCUGCACAUUGCUAUUGAUGCU
Molecule: messenger RNA, 1383 nt
Organism: Phoenix dactylifera (date palm)
Lineage: Eukaryota; Viridiplantae; Streptophyta; Magnoliopsida; Arecales; Arecaceae
Source: RefSeq, a predicted model, not a curated record